AUGCUAAACCAAUUAAAGGUGGACGGAACGGUGGUGAUCUUCGACAUCGAAACAAACGGCGUCGCGCGCAAACUCAUAGGUCACACGCGACAAAUCCAGUCUAUCAGCUGGUCUCGCGAUGGCCGAUUCCUCCUCACCUCGUCCCAAGACUGGAAGUGCAUCCUGUGGGACCUUCAAGACGGCUCACGAGUACGAACCGUCCGAUUCGAUGCGCCGGUCUACAUUGCCCAACUCCACCCAUUCAAUCACCUCCUCUUUGUCGCCUCCCUCUUUGAAGACCAACCCGUCCUUGUGGACAUCUCGAAUCCCACACCCAUAAAACGAAUCCUCCCCUCCGCACCCCUCCGCGCAACCGAAGACAUCGACCCUGCCACAGCAGCAAAGCAAGCAGCCCAAGAUGCCAAACACUCCACCUGCGUGACGAUCUUCACAGCCUUCGGCAACCACAUCAUAGCCGGAACCUCAAAAGGCUGGAUCAACAUCAUCGAAACGCAAUCCUGCACAACGAUCCACUCGAUGCGCCUCUGCAACGGCGUCGUCAUCCUACUCCGUCUCGCCUCCAACGGCCGGGACCUCCUAGUCAAUAGUUCCGACCGUGUAAUUCGCACAGUCCUGAUGCCCGACCUAUCCCAGCUGGGAAUCGACCUCGAAGCAUCGGCCAUAAAACUGCACGUUGAGCACAAGUUCCAAGACGUCGUCAACCGCCUCUCCUGGAACCAUGUCACAUUCUCCUCGACUGGCGAAUUCGUCACAGCAACCACAUUCAUGAACCCGGAUAUCUACGUCUGGGAACGCAGUCACGGCUCCCUGGUCAAGAUCCUGGAGGGGCCGAAAGAAGAACUCGGUGUCGUGGAGUGGCAUCCCUCCCGACCAAUGGUUGUAGCCUGUGGACUUGAAUCGGGUUGCAUCUAUACGUGGUCUAUUGUGAGUCCGCAGAAAUGGUCUGCGCUAGCGCCUGAUUUCGGUGAGGUCGAGGAGAAUGUGGAAUAUAUGGAGGCGGAGGAUGAAUUUGAUGUUCAUCCUGCUGAACAGGUUCAUCAGCGACGACUCGAUCUCGAAGAUGAGGAGCCGGACGUUGUGACGAUGGAUUCGGUCAAGGGGGAGGAUGUCGAUGGUGUGGAGCCAUUCAAUGUUCCUGUUCUUAUGGAUGUGGAGGAUAGUGACAGUGGAGAAGAUGUUGUUGCCGUUGGGCCGGGGACGAUGAGGAAGCGGACGCCGGGGGCUAAAGAGAAUGAGGAGAAGGUGACGAAUGGACGGAAGAGACGGCGAUAG
This is a messenger RNA of Penicillium olsonii, 1272 nucleotides long. NCBI's taxonomy places the organism in Eukaryota, Fungi, Ascomycota, Eurotiomycetes, Eurotiales, Aspergillaceae. The record is from the annotation of a GenBank genome assembly.